AUGGAAAAAACGACGCUUGGGGCCGACACCGUGAGUAUGAACGGGGUCAUCGGCGCAUGCGACGCAGGGGGAAAGUGGCAGCAGGCGUUGUCAUUGAUCGGCGAUUUGUGGGAAGCAAAUCUGGAGAUGGACACCGCAGUCUACAAUAUCGCGCUGCGGAUGUGCGCGAAUGGUGAGCAAUGGCAACAGGCAUCCCGAUUGUUCUCCGCAAUGAAAGCAGGAGUGGCGGAGCUGGAUGCCAUGAGCUACAGCACCAAAACCCAAGUAGAUCUUGGUGCGGCUCUUGGGGCUGUACGUGUCAGCUCCGUCGACACGCCGUAG
This is a messenger RNA of Prorocentrum cordatum, 321 nucleotides long. The record is from the annotation of a GenBank genome assembly. NCBI's taxonomy places the organism in Eukaryota, Dinophyceae, Prorocentrales, Prorocentraceae.